ACACCGCGUCCAGACCACGCCCCUCACCCGGGGAAAGCCGGAAUGGGGCUGUUUUGUCUUCAGAGGCGCGACUCCGGCUGCCAUCCCGUUGCGAGUCUUGUGUAAAGGGACCCGGGAUUGUCUCCUGAUUGUCCUCAGCGAGAGCUGAGAGCUUAUCUCUUUCACAGAGCGCAGGCUCUUCUCCCAGCGCUGCUGUCCUGUCAGCUUUGUUAUUUGGAGCACUUCUGGCGUCGACAUGAACUGGGCUUUCCUCCAAGGCCUCCUGAGUGGGGUCAACAAGUAUUCGACGGCAUUCGGUCGCAUGUGGCUGUCUGUCGUAUUCCUCUUUCGCCUGAUGGUGUUCGUGGUGGCAGCGGAGAAGGUGUGGGGCGACGAGCAGAAGGAUUUCAGCUGCAACACGAUUCAACCCGGCUGCCACAAUGUCUGCUACGACUUCUAUUUCCCCGUGUCGCACGUGCGCCUAUGGGCACUGCAACUCAUCUUUGUCACCUGCCCCUCGCUGCUGGUGGUGAUGCACGUGGCGUACCGCGAGGACCGCGAGCGAAAGUACCGCGCCAAGCACGGCGAGGGCUGCGGCCGCCUCUACAGUGACACGGGCAAGAAGCGCGGAGGCCUCUGGUGGACCUACAUCCUGACGCUGAUCUUCAAGAUGGUUGUGGACUCGGUCUUUGUGUUCCUGCUGUACUACAUGUAUGAGGGAUACAACUUCCCUGCCCUCAUCAAGUGCAAGGAAGACCCCUGCCCCAACGUGGUGGACUGCUUCAUCGCUCGGCCUACCGAAAAGCGCAUCUUCACCAUCUUCAUGGUGGUCACUAGCCUGGUGUGUGUGAUUCUGUCCCUGCUGGAAAUCUUCUACCUUGUGGGAAAGCGUUGCUGUGAGUGUGUGCUCUCACCCCAAUACUCUCGGCAGCUCACGGUGACGACCACGUUGGUCAACGGCAAGGAGGGGUAGGCCCGUCCACCGGCUGGCCGUUUCUGUGCUCGCCUGCACUGCUGCCUGUGUUGACUCUGGCCUCAGGCAGGGGGGGCUCAAGGCUGCGUGAACGAGCAGAGGAACAAUGCGGAUGGGCACAAACAUCGCAGCCUGACUGCUGUUAUCAGGGUGCCGAACUCCCUCUAGACUUCCUUGAGAAUUUGGAAAGCAGGAAAACCCUAGUCUGUUACAUAACCUGUAACAUUUCAUCAGUGCUCACAAGAAGCCCUGCAUAUUUUUCAGCUAGAAACACAAACUGAUUUGUUUGAAAUGUGUUUUUAGACAGAUAUAGCUAUAUAGCUACAUAUAUAAAAUAUAAUUUUUUUUAGCUAAAUGUAAACCACAAAUUCAUUCUUGACGGUGUGGAGACUGGGUAUGAAACUGAAUUGAAAAGAGUUUUGAUAAGAUUCCAGUUAAUGGGAUACAUUUCAGGAAGUCUCCAGCAUUGCACCAUUACCAGUGUAGCAUUCUGAGCAUCUGGUGGCCUUUGGUUUGGAAAUGCUGAGGAUUUAGAAAGCAGUGUUUGUGCUGAAUGUUUUGACAGGGGAAGCGUGUUCAUUCCACUGUAUUAGGGGCCACUUUUCAAGGAGGGUUAUUUCAGGGUUGGGGUACUGGAACCCUUCAGAUGUCAUUUUGUGACUUUUAUGAUUAUUUCACAUCAAGAUCAACAUCCAAUACUUCAUAAACUCUGUCUAUACGUCACAUGUAUAUUGUUAUGCAAAAGUCUUAAGCAGUCAAAAGAAAAGUUUCAAGCUGUUUGUCUGUUUAGUUAGCUUGUUUGUUAGUGCACAUUUGCUCAGAACAAAACACAUUUUAACAUUAGAACAUGUGGGACAAA
This is a messenger RNA of Paramormyrops kingsleyae, 1811 nucleotides long. RefSeq names its product gap junction protein beta 10 (gene gjb10). Gene Ontology annotation, biological process: cell-cell signaling. Gene Ontology annotation, molecular function: gap junction channel activity. The record is from RefSeq and is a predicted model, not a curated record. Lineage: Eukaryota; Metazoa; Chordata; Actinopteri; Osteoglossiformes; Mormyridae. Gene Ontology annotation, cellular component: connexin complex.